AUGACUGUCGAAAUCCAGAAUGGCAUCAACCACAAGUCGGCCUUGCCUUUGGUGCAGAAGCUAUCCAAGGACCAUGACUUGGUGCUCAAGACAUUCCGGUUGCUGAUUGCCGACCUUUGCCAGCAGUUUAAUGGCGGACAUCCUGGUGGUGCCAUUGGUAUGGCGGCGAUCGGUGUUUCGCUGUGGAAGUAUGUGAUGCACUACGCACCCCAUACUCCGGGCUUCUUUAAUCGUGAUCGCUUCGUCUUAUCCAACGGACACACUUGCCUCUUCCAGUACUCCUUCCUCCACCUUACCGGCUACAAGGCCAUGACCUUCGAUCAGCUCAAGUCCUAUCACUCAGACCGCGUAGAUGCGUUAUGCCCCGGACACCCAGAGAUCGAACACGAGGGGAUCGAAGUCACAACUGGACCCCUUGGCCAAGGUAUCGCAAACGCCGUCGGACUCGCUAUGGCAACCAAGAACCUCGCGGCAACCUACAACCGGCCCGGGUUCGACGUGGUGAACAACCACACCUGGUGUAUGAUCGGUGAUGCCUGUUUGCAGGAGGGUGUUGGUCUCGAAGCUAUCUCUUUGGCCGGACACUUCCGCCUGAACAACCUCACCGUCAUCUAUGAUAACAACCAGAUCACAUGCGAUGGUUCUGUCGACCUCACCAACACUGAGGAUGUGAACGCGAAAAUGCGCGCUUGCGGGUGGAACGUCAUUGAUGUCACUGACGGAUGUUUCGAUAUCGAGGGUAUUGUUAGUGCGCUUGAGCAGGCUCGUGCAUCUACCGAUAAGCCCACUUUCAUCAAUGUCAAGACUGUUAUCGGCCUGCACAGCAGCGUCGCUGGUACUGCUACCGCUCACGGUGCUGCCUUCGGUGCCAAGAGCAUUGUCGAUAUGAAGACUGCGUAUGGCUUCGACCCGGAGGAGCACUUUGUCAUUGGUGACACUGUGCGCCGGUUCUUCCAAGGCCUGCCCGAGCGUGGAGAGCAAUGGGUCCAGGAAUGGGACCAGCUGGUAAAAGACUACUCUGCUCAGUAUCCCGAACUUGGAGCUGAGUUCCAGUCUCGUGUUCGUGGCGAGCUUCCUGCGAACUGGCAGGAGAAGAUCCCAGCCAGCUUCCCAGACAAGCCCACUGCUACUCGUGCUGCGUCCGGUCUGGUUUUCAACCCUAUCGCUAAAGAUGUGAAUUCUUUCAUGGUCGGCACUGCAGAUCUCUCGCCAUCAGUGAACAUGAUCUGGCCUGGCAAGGUCGACUUCCAGCAUCCCGACCUCCGUACGAACUGCGGCAUCAACGGCAACUAUACCGGCCGCUAUAUCCACUAUGGUGUGCGCGAGCAUGCCAUGGCCGCCGUCUCAAACGGUCUGGCAGCAUACUCCCCCAACACCAUCAUCCCAGUAACCUCCACCUUCUUCAUGUUCUACCUAUACGCCGCCCCGGCAGUGCGCAUGGGCGCCCUCCAACACCUCCAGAUCAUCCACGUCGCCACACACGACUCAAUCGGCAUGGGCGAAGACGGACCAACCCACCAGCCAAUCGAGCUAGCCAACCUCUACCGCGCCAUGCCAAACCUGCUCUAUAUCCGCCCCGGUGACAGCGAAGAAACAGCCGGCGCAUGGCUCGCCGCCAUCGGAGCUAAGAAUACCCCCAGUAUUAUCUCUACCUCCCGUCAGACUCUACCUCAGCUCUCCCAAACCCGCCGCGACGGCGUCGCCCUUGGCGCAUAUGUCCUGUCAGAGGACGAGUCAGCUUCGGUCACUCUCAUCGGUGUCGGCGCCGAGCUUUCCUUCGCAUUGGAAGUUGCCGAGCAACUCAAGGCACAGAAGGGUAUCACAGCCCGUGUUAUCAGCUUCCCUUGUCAGCGCCUGUUUGAGAAGCAGUCUCUCCAGUACAAGCGUGAUACCCUGCGCCGACACCGCAGUAUCCCCGCUGUCGUUAUUGAGCCCUAUGCUCCUAACGGAUGGGAGCGGUAUGCAGAUGCGGGCAUCCAUAUCACACGCUUCGGUCACAGUUUGCCGGGUAAGGCUGCGUACAAGUUCUUUGGGUAUGAGAUUGAGACGAUGACUACUAAGGUUGCAGGUUAUCUGGAGCAGAUUAAGGCUGAUGAGCUGCUUCGGGGUGAGUUUGUUGAGCUUUGA
Penicillium canescens is the source of this 2127-nucleotide messenger RNA. Its product is annotated as transketolase family protein. Gene Ontology annotation, cellular component: cytosol. The coding region runs from base 1 to 2127 and encodes 708 amino acids. The record is from RefSeq and is a predicted model, not a curated record. Gene Ontology annotation, molecular function: transketolase activity. Lineage: Eukaryota; Fungi; Ascomycota; Eurotiomycetes; Eurotiales; Aspergillaceae. Gene Ontology annotation, biological process: pentose-phosphate shunt. The transcript has 4 exons.